Messenger RNA from Fraxinus pennsylvanica, 2076 nucleotides. Lineage: Eukaryota; Viridiplantae; Streptophyta; Magnoliopsida; Lamiales; Oleaceae. The record is from the annotation of a GenBank genome assembly.
AUGGAUGAAAAUGAAUCUGGCGAGCAGUUUCAUCGGAAUGAAGCCAUAUCGGCUGUAGCUGACGAGGGUUUCCUUGGCGAAGAGGAAGAUGACUACGAAGAUCUGUAUAAUGAUGUUAAUGUUGGUGAGAACUUUCUUCAGUCGAUUAGGAAGAACGAGGAUAAUCUAGGUCAGAGAAAUGAGCAAGUGCCGGAGAACAAGGCCGAGCCGAUUCCUCCGCCGCGUCAAGCACCGCAGCCGGUAGUGGAGAGUCGGGGUGGGGCUGUGCAAGACGAGGGAGAGUCGACGAGGGUUCCUGUUGGAGCAGAGGCGCAUCAGAAUUUGGGGUUUAGGGGGAAUAAUAGUAGUAACGAGAUUGGGGCUGGUAGAGGUUUGGGGGUGACAGGUGGAAGUGGAUUGGGGAUUCCAGGUGCCGUGGGGCUUAGGGUUGAACUAAAGCAGUCAUCCAACAAACCAGCUGAGUUCGAAGAGCAGACUGUGAAUAACAGUACUCCAAAUAGUCAACAAAUGGUUCAGCAUCAGCAGCCUCGUGCAGCCAAUAUUGUAGCUGCAGCAAACCCUGUAAAUGUUGCAAUCGGGGGGAAUGUGCAUGGGACUUCAGGAUACAUGCCUGGAAGUGGCGUAGGCGGCGGGACUGGGGCUGGUGCAGGUGGUGGUGGUGGAGGAACAAUUCUUUUUGUUGGUGAUUUGCAUUGGUGGACAACUGAUUCUGAGCUGGAGGAGGAGUUAAGCAAGUAUGGGCCAGUAAAGGAGGUGAAAUUUUUUGAUGAGAAAGCUAGUGGGAAGUCAAAAGGGUACUGUCAGGUAGAUUUUUUUAACCCCGAUAGUGCCACUGCUUGUAAGGAAGGAAUGAAUGGGCAUAUAUUUAAUGGACGGCCAUGUGUAGUUGCAUAUGCCUCGCCCUAUAGUAUUAAGAAAAUGGGUGAAGCUCAGUUGAAUAGAAACCAAAAUGCAGCCCAGCCAGCAGUUAAUCAACCGCGAAGAGGGCCUGGAGAUGUGCCAGGUAAAUCUGGUGGCGGUGGCGGCAACAUGGCUAUUAGUGGGAAUUAUCAAGGCAAUGGUGAUGGUCACAGAGGUUUUGGGAGAGGGAAUUGGGGUAGAGGUAAUGGUCAAGGAGGUAUGGGAAAUAGGGGGCCUAUGGGGCCAAUGAGGAACAGGGGUGGUGGAAUAGGUGGUCGUGGUUUAAUGGGAAAUGGUAAUGGAUUUGCGCAGGGGCUAGGUGCCACUCCUCCAUUAUUACAUCCUCAAACAAUGAUGGGUCAGGGAUUCGAUCCUGCUUUUGGAGGCCCCAUGGGGCGAAUGGGUAGUUAUGGAGGAUUUCCUGGUGCGCCUACCCCACCCUUUUCUGGAAUGUUAUCUUCAUUUGGACCUGUUGGAAAUGUUGGUUUGCCUGGUGUUGCUCCCCAUGUGAAUCCGGCAUUUUUUGGGAGAGGGAUGCCCAUGAAUGGUAUGGGCAUGAUGCCUGCUCCUGGAUUUGAGGGGCCUAAUAUGGGCACAUGGUCGGAUCCUAACAUGGGUGGAUGGACAGGCGAUGAGCAUGGUGGGAGAGCAGGAGAGUCUAGUUAUGGAGAAGAAGCUGCAUCUGACCAUCAGUAUGGAGAAGGGAGUCAUGAUAAAGGGCCUUGGCCAAAUGAUACAAAAGAGAAGGACAGAGGUUCAGAAAGGGAUUGGUCUGGAUCUUCAGAUAGGAGGUACCGAGAUGAUAGAGAACCAGGCUAUGACAGAGAUAUGCCUCGAGAAAAAGAUACGGGGCAUGAUCAUGAGUGGUCAGAAAGGAGGCAUCGCGAUAGCAGUGUUAGUGCGCGAGACAGGGAGAGGGAGCGGAAUCCUGGUCAUUCUCGAGACCGUGAGCGUGAACGUGGGAGGGACCGGGACCGUGAUCGUCAUCGGGAUGACAGAGAUGGAUAUGCUGAUCAUCAUAGGUACAGGGACCGGGAGCCAGAAUAUGAUGAUGAAUGGGACAGGGUAAGAUCAUCCAGGACUCACAGCAAAUCAAGACUAUCACAUGAGGAAGAGCGUAGGUCAAGAUCAAGGGAUGCUGAUUAUGGGAAGAGGCGACGCCUAACCUCUGAGUAA